AUGGGAGUAAUUGAUAAGGCGCCAGGGUAUGGCGAGGAUGGGUUGUACUCGUUCUCCUCACGCCCGGUCACUCCAAGAGACAAAGGUGGAGAUCUCCUGGUGAAGUUCCAAGCUGUCAGUAGAACGCAACAAACCUUGACACACCACUAUAUCUCUGUCAACUCCAAAGAUAAAUUGUCGCAUGUCCGACGCAGUAUUAAUCUUUAUUUCAAGGAAUACUUCGAAAGAGGGUUCAUUUUCUUGUGUAAAACAAGAGAAAUCUUGCGAUCAGACGAGAAGACGACAACCGUUUUUGACAUACUUCCAAAAAUUCCUCAAAUGAACUCAGUUGAUCAGGGCAGGUCCAAUCCAAAAUGGGAAUUACCGAUGGAAAAAUUUAGAUACCCGGAUGUAGAGUACAAAAGGGUUGCACACUCCUAUGAUGGAAAGCGCUACAUUGUAAUGUGUGCUUGUGUGAUUUUUCUGUACGAGCGGAGUAAAGUCAGCCACUGGACUCCACAAGAACUGAAUCAACAGUUGUGUGAAAACCUUCUGGAGGGAUUUUCUUUCAUACCAACCGAUAUCAUGUCCUGGAAACCAAAUCUCUUGGAGCUAAAAGCGACAUCUCUUCAUAUAAAUGCUGCAUGUGGAAACUUAGAGAAAUUAGAGGAGGCUCUUCAAAAACUUCCAUACACACCUAAAAUAUGCGAUAUUUGUGAUGAACGAAAUGCAACACCGCUGCAUUAUGCCGCUGAAAAUGGAAAAUUGGAUGCUUGUGAAAUUCUCAUUAAUGGCAUUGGGAGAGAUCAGAUAUAUACUAAAGACAUGAAUGAUAAAUCCCCAUUACAUUGCGCCCUAUAUAGAAGAAGGAAGGAAGUAAUAGUAUACCUUCUCCAGCUAAACUCAGAUGUCCUUGACGUGGAUAACUUAGGAAACAACUGCAUUGAUCUGCUCCUUCUACAGAAAGAGGCUGAUAUAGAGUAUAUCGCUUCUAAACUAGAAACCCUUUCCCUCAGCAAACACCUUCAGUUUUACUUGUGUUAUCUCAUGCUUUUGUUGAAAAAAGAAAAGCAUGCUCUUCGGCUAUUAACGUUGCUUCCUGACUAUGACACGCUUGAUCCAAGGCUGGAAGAGUUGGAAUGUUCCCUGCUACAUUUGUCAUCCACACUGAGUCCUCAGCUUACUGAGGUUUUAUUAGAAAAGCGUUUUCCUAAGUGUAAGAAAAAUAUAGAAGGUGACCUACCUUUUCAUUCUGCUUGUCAGUGUGGAAACGUGAAACAAGUGCAUCUACUCUACGAUGAGAGUUUACAGGAAGGGGAUCUGAAUAAAGGCAUCCAAAAAGCUCUACAAAAUUGUCACUAUGGGGUAUGUUUAGCUAUUUUUGAGAUUCGGAGUAACCUAAUACUUUAUGAAUCCACAGUUUGCAAGAUCAUGAAAUCAUUAAAGAAAGUAUUUGAUGGAUAUCGGAAGGGUUUUCAAAAAUGCAGAAAUGUUGAAUCUGUAGCAGAAAAACUGUUGCCUUUACUGAGUGGUCAAAAUGGAGCAUCUGAAAGGUAUACGUUUGAAUCGGCAUCUCUUGGCCUCCAUAAGAUAUUGCUUCUUCUGAAAUCCCUAAGAAUACCUUUCGACUUAUCAGAUGAAAUGAAAAGAACGCCUUUGCACGAAGCUUGUCAGAACAAUCACAGUGAAUGCGUCAAAGUGCUUUUGGAAGCGGGCGUAAAUUCAAACCCUACAGACUGGCGAGGUGCUACCCCUUUGCACUAUGCCUGUGAAAAAGGACAUGAUAUAAUAGUAAAUAUGUUGUUGCACUCAGAUCGUCAAGUCGAUGCUAAGAUACAAGAUAACAGCGGAAAGACUCCAUUGAUGACUGCUAUUUACAGAAAUCAGCAGAAGGUGGUUAGAGUCCUUCUUCAGAAAUAUACUAGUAAGUGCAAUUUAAAGGCUAUUGACAAGUUGGGUCAAAACAUCCUUCAUUAUUUGCCAAUAAUUGAGGAAGAUCUGGAGGACAUCGUCAUACAACAAUUGAAAAUAGAACAGGCUAGUCAGGACAAACGAGAGAAAAUAGUUCAGAGGCAAGAGGAAAGGAACAUUAUGUGGAAUGAAUCAAUGAACUUUACAAACUUUUGCAGAUAUGAUCGCCCUUUUCGAGAAUUCAAUAGGAAUGAAGAUCCAUUUCAGUACGACAAUGAAAAAGAAAAACCAUGGAAUAAGUUCUGGUCACUUAAUUCAAAAGUACCCAAGUUGAUCAGUAGUCCAACUAAGCGAUACAAAAAAUGUCAAAAGUGUUGCGAUAUUAUUAAAAGUAACUCAAAGCAUCACUGUGGAAAAGGAAAUCCUGAAAGUCAAGAAAUCUAUGUUCAUUUGAGAGCUUUUGAGUUCAAGCAUCAUGAAGAAGUAGCUUUCAGUACUCCACUGGAAUGUGCUAUUAAAGCUGGAAGAAUGACAACAAUGAAGAAACUAGCUCAGAAUUUUCCAAACCUUUUGAAGGAUACUGAUAGUCUCGGAAGAUCUAUUAUGGACUUUGCAAUUCAACAGUAUUCCUUUAAGAUCAUCAAGUCGAUAAUGGAUGUUGUAAAACCCAAAGCCAGCUUUCUGUAUCAUUUGAUGAUGUUUUCAAAGAACGGAAAAACAGUAGUAAUGCAGAAAGUUUUGGAACAUUUUAUGCAGUCAGCAAUAAUUGCGAGUGAUAUUCCAGAACCUGUAAAUGUUAUCCAUGAGCUAUGUGGAUUAGCAAGAUAUAAAAAAUCUCAACACUGUUAUUUGAACUGUUUCUUUAAGAAUCAUUUACCAGUUGAAGCUGCAGUUAUCCUACAAAAUUUUCCCCUUUUCACCGCCAUUCUUGAAAAAACAAAGGAUGAUAAUUUAGGAAUUGCUUUACAUCUAGCGGUAUAUUAUGGACAAUCUCGAUUCAUCGACGCCAUAUUGAAGAAGAAACAUAAACAUGAAACAAACAAAGAGAUGCAAGAAAUAGAGAAUAUGUACAUCCUGGACAUAGCAUGUAGAUCCCCUUACGUCAAUGAGAAAGUUUUUGAGACAUUAAUAAAGUAUCAACCUGAUAUCUUGAAAUCUCGAGAUAUUUUCAGUUGUGACGAUCUGUCAGAGUUAAGACCUUAUAUCUGGGAAAGCAUAAAACUUCUUACAAUGCAUGAAAAAACAACUUUAGCAAAACUUUUGUCUUCCAAACACUCAGAAAGAAAUUCCAACAGAAAAUUUAAGAUAAGGGACAAAACGAUUUUCGAUAAAAUGGGUUGUUUCCUUAUUAGGUCGGGUGUUCAAAUGGGAAAAUUUGAAAUUUUCGAGGAAUCUACUGAUACAUAUGUGCAUGGCAUAUGUGAAGCGUUUUUGCUUGCUUUAGAAUCAGGGCACUUUAAUUCUGCAGCUCUGAUGCUACAUAGAGAAGGACAUCUUUUAUGGCAUUGCGCACUUUCCUCAAACAAAUGUCAAAUUCAAAAACAAUUUAACAAAACUUGGCAAUCAAAAUUCAGUGACAACGAUAGCAUUGUUAAGAUAGAGUACAUCAAGUAUAUCCUUGCCUAUGCGUGCCUAAAACAUGUCCCUGAAAAUAUUUUGCAGAGUUUGAUACAGUCAGGUAGGGAGGUAGAGGGAAUGAAGACAACUGAAAUAACAACGAAAGAAUUUGAAAUAUCCAAUAGAUUGUACAGUCUUGCUGAGUGCAAGAGCCCAUUGGAAAAGAUAAUUAGGUGCAUGGUUGAAAUUACUACUGGGGGACAAUUUGUGGAGGAAGUCUACAAUAAGUUUCUGAAAAGAAAAAUUUGGAAGCAAGGAAAAAUCAAAAACUUUGAGAUCCUUCCAUUACUUCAAUUAGCACCAAGGAUUGUGACUAGUUUUAGUAAAUAUGAAAUGAGAGGACUAUUUGGAAUAACGGUUUCAAAAGAGGAGACUAGAAUAUUAAGAGAUUGUACAAUAAUGAUGAAUCUCUCGGGAGAACCUAACAGUAUCAGCUUUCCCUCCGGUACUACACUUCUUCAUUUGGGGUCCUGCACAGGAAAUGUUGAAUUCGUCAAAAUGAUUUUACAGGCUCCUCUCCCCGUGACUAUUGACGCCAAGACAAGUGAUGGUGUAAGACCUUUAGAUCUCGCAGUAAUAUAUGGAUCAUGGGAUAUCUAUAAACUUCUUGUUGAAUAUAAUGCCAAAUUUACAGUAGACACCAUCGUUGCCUGUUGCUCAGAUGAACGAUACAAGCAAGUAGAAAUCUGGACAAGAAAAAUUCGUGACCUGUGUUCUUGUGAGAAACCCUCAUCGAAAGCAAAGAAAAAAAUAUUGAUGGAUUUGUAUGAACGGAAGAAGAUUGACUGGAAUUUCUUCAGUCAAGAGAUUGGAGGUCCUCUCCACAAUGCUAUUGAAAGUCAUUUGGAUGACAUAGUGCUUUAUCUAGUUGAUACCAAUCCUUCUCUGCUAGUGAGGGUCCUGAACUCCAACACGAACAUUGUUGCACAGCUACAGAAGUGCAAAGAAGGAACAAUUGCACAUGUGUACAACACCAUGGUAAGUCAAGUAAGUAAGCUGGAAACAAAAACCCUGGGACAACUGCUACUCCAGACUGCUGUAAGCCGGAAAAUGCAUCUUACAGAGACUCUGACUAGAACAUUUCACAGGAUCCUUGAACAGGAGCAAUGGGAAAAGGCUGUUGAAGAAGUGGAUAAGCAUGGAAGAACCAUCUUUCACUUUGUUGCUAUUUUUGGCUGGGAAACAAUUGCCCGAAUACUUACUGAGGUUGUACACAGGGAGAAUUUGCCUGGUUUUCCACUGAACAAAGUGGAUUUUGCUGGAGCAUCCCCUCUGUGGUAUGCUUUAGCGUACAGGCAAUGGAAAAUUUCAAGACUUUAUCUUCUAAAUGGCGCUAGUCCUUUUUUAAAGCGCGCAGUACCAGGAUGUUUCACAAAGAGACACAGACCUCCUGAGAUUAAAGAUGUACGUUUCCGUGAAUGUGAACAUUCUUAUUCUUUUAUCUCUAAACAUGGCAUAAAAAUGAGUGCAAGAAGGAAGAUCAAAUUGCCAGAUAAUAAAGAUACCAGUGUCAAAGUUUGUAUACAUGGAAAGAAUAGUUCAGACUUGCAUGAAUCUAGAAAUGAUCAACAACGAAUAGAGGGGUCAGACUUAAAAAUAGUAGUCUCUCCACCAAAUUCCCAGACCAUACCAAUGAACAAAGAUCAAAAGAUCAUUGAAUAUCUCUUCAAAAAAGCACAUUUGUCCAGAAUCUCAGGGUAUUCUUUGAUUCAUUUUGCUUCAGGCAUGGGAGAUAUGAAGCUUUUUGAAGAAAUUCUUAGUAUAUCAGAGAACAAAUUAAAGGUCAGUGAUGAUUACAUGAUGACGGGCUACAGAUGCGCAAUGUUGGGAAACCACAGAACUAUUUGUGAUAUCUAUCAUAAAAAUAACAUCUAUCUCAAUGAUAACCAAACUUUUCAUUCCAUUGUUUGGCAGGCACUCAGAACUGAUAAAGUUCAAAGGAAUGUCUUUCACUUUCUUUUCAGCAUGUUUGGGUUUGUGUAUGACAAUAUAAUAACAUCUGGCAAAACACCACUCUUGCGACAACAAACUGUACCGAAAUACCAUGGAUUCAGUUACAAACAUGAAGGGUUUAAAUUUGCUGACUUUUUAACCAAACUUUGCGAAGUUUUGUCAGAACAGAGAGUAGAAAAGAGCAUAGUCAAUCAAUUAAAAACGAAAGUUCAAUAUAUUUACGACGAGAUGCAAAAGAGUUCGAAAGAAACAUUGCAUAUCACAGCCUUGCAAACUUCAGAGCAAAAUCCACCUCAUGGGAAAAUUCUUACAAACUUUCUUAAAUCAGUAGAUGCGAAUACUAGAAUAGAUGAAAAUGACGUUCUACUGUUGUUAUCGAUGACUGAACCUUGGGUGAUUUCUUCAUUGAUUGCUGCAAGUAAAACUAACAAGUAUGUGUACAAGCUACUGAGAAAACAACUACUUUGGAACUUGAAUAUUCUGGAUUGUAUUGUUAUUUCUCUACCCAAAGACUGCGGUAGAUCAGAUGCAGUUUUUCUUUAUCAGCAAGAUAUAAGCGAGGAGGUUAUUGCUCUAGUUGAUCAAUUUGGAUUGAAUUUACAAGAGACAACAAUCCAUUUUGCCUGCAAUAAAAGUCUUUGGACUUUUCUAAGGCUUGUAGCUUCCCAGGUGAUUCCAAGAGAACGAGAGCUGAAGGUGUGUUGGCAGCUUUCUUUGGCGCAGGCUGUUAGAGAAGGACAAAUAGACUUUUUGAAGUCUAUUCUCGACAAUAUUUCAAUAUCAAAACUUCCCGAAACAGUUCAGGCCAGUUUUGCGGCACUUUUGUGCAAGGCUGCAUUCUAUGGUCAAACUGACAUUGUUAAAUAUCUUUUCAGGAAAAGUGUACCCAUCAGGUUCGAUACUGAAAACCCAAUGUUUAUGGAUCUUCUCGAUAAGAUUUACAUGAAGAAUUUUGAUGUGAUAGAAUAUGCCAUUCGUAGCAAACGACCCGACACAGUGGACGCCGUGUUAAAGUUUUGCAAAUACGAUCGUGAAUUUAUGAAGGCUGCAAAACCGGAAUUUUAUUUUGAGCUAGCUGCCUCUACUGGAAAUUGGCCAAUUAUGAAGUAUUUUACUGAAAUUUUUUCAAGCACUGGACGGCCUACAAAGCAGACUUGGGAAAGAUUUUUCAUUGGAGCAGCCUCAAAAGGGCAAGAGGAUUUCUGUGCACAAAUUCUGACAGCCUUCAAUGAUGUGGACGUUUUGUGUGUAGACAAAAGAAAUAAACAUGCUUUACAUUAUUGCGGAAUUUACAACAUGAAACUUAUUGCCAAAUGUGUUCUGGAGAAGACAACUAGGGGCUUGGAUGUUAGCGAUUCGGAUGGUAUGAGACCAAUAGACUAUGCCGUGCUCCUCGGAAAUAUCGAAGUCGUUAACUUGUUCACUGAAACAAAAAUUAUGCAUUCAAAAGAAAACAUCGACAGUGUGGAAACUUAUGGCUGGUUUCAUUUUUUCAUGAACAAGUUAAACACAAGCGGUACCGUUAUGUCAGAUGUUGACAUUAGACCUACUCUUCCUAAAUCGCGGCAGCUAGAUCUAAUCAGUCUAUAUAAAAAGGGAGAUGACAAUGCCGCGGCCGCUGUUCAAUCAAACAUGGAUGCAAGAAGGCUUUUCAUGCUUUAA
Messenger RNA from Saccostrea echinata, 7122 nucleotides. RefSeq lists its product as uncharacterized. The coding region runs from base 1 to 7122 and encodes 2373 amino acids. Lineage: Eukaryota; Metazoa; Mollusca; Bivalvia; Ostreida; Ostreidae. The transcript has 8 exons. Gene Ontology annotation, molecular function: protein binding. The record is from RefSeq and is a predicted model, not a curated record.